Messenger RNA from Impatiens glandulifera, 643 nucleotides. RefSeq lists its product as uncharacterized. The record is from RefSeq and is a predicted model, not a curated record. Lineage: Eukaryota; Viridiplantae; Streptophyta; Magnoliopsida; Ericales; Balsaminaceae. The coding region runs from base 84 to 398 and encodes 104 amino acids. The transcript is spliced from 3 exons.
UAAACCUACAGCUAUCAGCUUUUCUAAAAAAAAAAAAAACUCAGAACCGCGUAAACCCUUGCAGAGAAAUAUCAUCGAGAGAGAUGAGAGAUCUCUUAGGUGUACAAUGGUUGCGUUUCCUGCUGUUCUUCUCAUCGAUCGCUCUUCAAUUUGUUUCUGGAUUAUCGAAAGAUUCAUCUGAUUCUAGUAAGGGGGUAAAUGGUGAAAAGAAAUCUAAAAGUACUGGCAAUGGAUCAAUGAUAGCUGUCAUAUUACUUGUAACCGUUGCAGCUCUCGCUUUAUCAUUUUUCCUUUUCAAAAUAUGGCAAAAGAAGAAACGCGAUGAGCAAUAUGCACGCCUUCUAAAGUUGUUUGAAGAAGAUGAUGAACUUGAACUCGAACUUGGCCUUCAAGAUUAAACUUGUUUCUCAGUUACAUAAUUUUGUGACCUCCUCCAGGCGCGAAUUUACAAGUUUGCAAAGGUUGGAUCAAUGAUGUUGUGAUUUGAUGAGGUCAAACGAAUUGAAUUUGUAGCAUAAAUAUGAAGUGUAAACUAUAGAAUAUUAGCAAUGUUGAGAAAUCAUUUAUGUUUCAUUAGUAUAUAUGUGCUAUAUCUGUUUGUUAAAAUAUGAAUUUCUUUUAUUCAAUUAUUCUCCUUCUAAAC